Molecule: messenger RNA, 746 nt
Organism: Camelina sativa (false flax)
Lineage: Eukaryota; Viridiplantae; Streptophyta; Magnoliopsida; Brassicales; Brassicaceae
Product: dynein light chain 1, cytoplasmic
Biological process (GO): microtubule-based process
Cellular component (GO): cytoplasmic dynein complex
Molecular function (GO): dynein intermediate chain binding
Source: RefSeq, a predicted model, not a curated record
AAUCAUCAUCACACACACACCCUUAUUUUCGUAUUGCUCUUGUCGCAAUAUAAUUAUCAAAAUCAGAACAUGAGCCGAUCUGAUCCAUAUUUAUGGUUUUCACAGUUAGUAUUUUCUCUCUUCAUAACUAUGAGUCUAUGACCUAAAAGAAGAAGAAAAUAUCUUCUAAUCUAACGUAUUUCCUUAAACUCAGGAAGAAAGAGAAUACGACAAGAGACAGAACAUGUGAAUGAUUCUCACCCUAGAACCUGUCCAAAAGAAAUCUUGAGUCUUUUUUGAGUUGGGAUAUAUAGUUAAAAGAUGUUGGAAGGGAAAGCCAAAGUGGAAGAGACAGACAUGCCAGUGAAGAUGCAAAUGCAAGCAAUGAGGGUUGCUUCUCAAUCUCUCGAUCUUUUUGAUGUCUUUGACUGUACAUCCAUCGCUUCUCACAUCAAGAAGGAGUUUGAUGAGAGAUAUGGAAGUGGAUGGCAAUGUGUGGUGGGAACCAAUUUUGGGUGCUUCUUCACACAUUCUAAAGGGACUUUCAUCUACUUUCAUUUGGGGACUCUCAACUUCCUCAUCUUCAAAGGCGCCACCACUCUUUAGUCUUUAGGUUCUAAAUCAUCAACUCACAUCCAUGUUUAGUAGCUUUGUUUGUGUAGGAAGCUGUUCUUUAUUUCUCUUUUCCCUUUUGUAAAUAGAUCUUGUUUCCAAUAAAAUUGUGAGAUAUUGUAUCAUUUUGGGAUUAUAUAUGAGUGGUUCCAUUC